AUGGAAGAAUCUGAGCAGCUGAAGCUUAAAAUUAUGGCUCAGGAAGCUAAUGAAGUCAAUUCUUCAAGCCUUACAAGUGUUUCCAACCAAUCGUCGACUAAUCGACUCGGAAACUAUUUGCAGUGGCUUAGAGUGGCUAUCUAUGCAUUUCUUCUCCUCUGUGGCCAGUCAACAGCAAUGCUAUUAGGAAGAUUGUACUAUGACAAAGGCGGAAAGAGCCAAUGGAUGGGAACGCUCGUUCAACUUGCCGGUUUUCCAAUCCUCUCUCCCUACUACUGCAUUGCCAGGCGCAAGAACACGACGAUAACAAACAGUUUCAUCACAGGGCAAAAAUCUGUUCUGAUCCUCGCAUUAGUUUGUGUCUUUCUUGGCAUUGUUUUAGCCGCAGAUUGCUUUCUUUAUUCCGUUGGGCUCAUGUACCUACCGGUAUCUACUUACUCACUCAUUUGUGCAUCCCAAUUGGCCUUCAAUGCCUUUUUCUCCUUCUUUCUAAACUCGCAGAAGUUCACUCCUUACACAGUGAACUCUCUGGUGCUUCUCACGAUCUCCUCCAUGCUCAUCGUGUUUCAAGCCGAUUCUGAAGACAAUCCCGAAGCCCCGAAAGGAAAGUAUGCAAUUGGGUUCAUUUGCACUGUUGCCGCGUCUGCUGUUUAUGGAUUGAUGCUUUGCUUGACGCAGUUUGCGAUCGAGAAAAUUCUAAAGAGGGAAACGUUUUCGGUGAUCAUGGACAUCACCGUGUGUGAAUCACUAAUCGCAACAUGUGCCGUCCUGGUGGGACUUUUCGUUAGUGGAGAGUGGAAGGGCUUAAAUGAAGAGAUGCAUGCAUUUUCACUAGGGAAGGCCUCCUAUGUCAUGACAUUAGCCGGCACGGCUAUAUCAUGGCAGGCUUUUUUCAUCGGCACUGUGGGAUUGAUUCUUGAGGUUUCUUCCCUCUUUUCCAACGCCAUAAGCGUGUUGGGUUUGCCCGUUGUUCCGGUAUUAGCCGUCUUCUUCUUUCAUGAGAAAAUGGAUGGAGUAAAGGUGAUGGCAUUGUUGUUGGCUAUUUGGGGAUUCAUUUCAUAUGUUUAUCAGAACUACCUCAACAUUUAUAGUUCCCCGGCACAUAAUAGAAAUGGAAAUGAAGAAACCGGAGCUUCCCCGGGGGAAGACAUCCAUGGUUGA
Morus notabilis is the source of this 1161-nucleotide messenger RNA. Its product is annotated as probable purine permease 10. Lineage: Eukaryota; Viridiplantae; Streptophyta; Magnoliopsida; Rosales; Moraceae. The coding region runs from base 1 to 1161 and encodes 386 amino acids. The transcript is spliced from 2 exons. Gene Ontology annotation, molecular function: purine nucleoside transmembrane transporter activity. Gene Ontology annotation, cellular component: membrane. The record is from RefSeq and is a predicted model, not a curated record.